Molecule: messenger RNA, 9409 nt
Organism: Zonotrichia leucophrys gambelii
Lineage: Eukaryota; Metazoa; Chordata; Aves; Passeriformes; Passerellidae
Gene: KLF7
Product: KLF transcription factor 7
Exons: 3
Coding region: 331-1083 (250 amino acids)
Biological process (GO): regulation of transcription by RNA polymerase II
Molecular function (GO): RNA polymerase II cis-regulatory region sequence-specific DNA binding; DNA-binding transcription factor activity, RNA polymerase II-specific
Source: RefSeq, a predicted model, not a curated record
GCGGUCGCGAACGCGCAUGGCCGUGGCGCGGGGCUGCGCGGAGCGCGGCGGGGACGUGCCCCGGUGCGGCGGCCGCGGGGUGCUCGGUGCGCGCCGGCGCCGCUCGUCCUCCUCGGCCCGGCCCCCGAACCUCGCCGUCCCUCCGCGCUGAUCCUCUUUCUCUCUCUCUUUUUUUAAAGUGUGACUGAAACAAAACAAAGCCAAAGGGACGCUGGAUCUAUCAUUGGUUGAUUUUCCUCCUCCUUUUUUUUUUAUGACCAAAAACAACCCCCCACCCGAGCAAACAAACACACACAAAAGCAGAAAGAAAGGGUCUUGCUCAGCAGCAGCAUGGAUGUCUUGGCUAGUUAUAGUAUAUUCCAGGAACUCCAGCUUGUCCACGACACCGGCUACUUCUCAGCUUUGCCAUCCUUGGAGGAAAACUGGCAGCAGACAUGCCUGGAGUUAGAGCGAUAUCUUCAGACCGAGCCACGGAAGAUCUCUGAGACCUUUGGUGAGGAUUUGGACUGUUUCCUUCAUGCCUCCUCAGCCCCAGAUGCAGAGGACAACAUACGGCGGCUGGAGCCCAUCCUUUUGCCAGUGGAGACGAGCACGUGUGACAAAAGCGCCAGCAUGGACAUCAUCCUCUCCCGUGACAAGCUGCUGUCUGAGACGUGCCUCAGCUCGCAGCCCACCAGCUCUUCCACAGAAGGCUACACGGCCGUCAACCAGGCCCAGCUCAAUGCAGUGACCUCAUUAACCCCCCCUUCCUCUCCGGAGCUCAGCCGCCACCUCGUCAAAACCCCACAGACUCUCUCAGCGGUGGAUGGCACAGUGACGUUGAAACUGGUGGCCAAGAAAACUUCACUCAGCUCUGUGAAAGUGGGGGUAGCAACAGCGACUGCGGGGACAAUAAAAAGUGGGCAAAGUGACAGUGAGCAAGGAGGUGCAGGGACAGAAGCAUCCCCAGAAAACAAGAAGAGGGUUCAUCGCUGUCAAUUUAAUGGGUGCCGGAAAGUUUACACAAAGAGCUCCCACUUAAAGGCUCACCAGAGGACUCAUACAGGUGUUUUUCCAGGUCGGAUCACCUCGCCCUCCACAUGAAGAGACACAUCUAAAUAUCAGCCAGCUUGGCAUGGAUGUCAUCUGGGCUAAGUGUUGUGAGAUGAAAGUGGAACUCAAGUUACAACGUGCUACCUUACAGGAGAAGAGACCUUGAUCCCAUGUAACCCUCUGUACAGGGACCACAUGCUCACAGUGUCAUGCUCCAGUUACACUUCAGUACCUUCAUUGGUUCUUUUAUGCCUUGCCCCAGCUGGAUGGGAGAAGAUGCAGGCGAGGAAAUGGUGUAGAGGUGAAGUCAGUGAAAAAGAACAAUUACUUACAGUACUUCAUCCCUCUUGGAUUUGUUUCCUGUUUUUGCCAGUGGAAAUCAAAGAAAGCAGAGGAGGCUUCCCUGCAGGUGGACGGCAGUAAGAGGGGCUUAUCUAACUUGCUUCUCAGUGCAACUCAGUAGAAGAAUAUGUCGUCUUGAAGUUGCAUAUUUGUAGCACUAACUUUCUUUUUAAAUAGAUGGGGGGAAAACAAUGACCUAGAAAACCAAAUCCCAGUUUGGUAGCCAAAAUUAACCUCUUGGUUUUUUUGUUCUUUCUCUGAGAAUUCCUAAUUUUCAGUGCAUCAGACUUCUCACAGACACUUUGACCUGUCUUGGUUUCGGUUCUUCUUCCCAGAACUGAGCUUUUGAGAUUCUUUUAAGUCAAUACCAGUGGCCUUAAUGGCAGUAGACUGUGGAGUGACACUUGUGACACAAACAUCCUCUUUUUGGCCUGAGUUUAUGUAGACUUCAUGGAGGAUUAUAUUUUUGUUGGUUGUUUUUAUUUUUUUUUUUUUUUUGGCAAUUGCACAACAUAUGCACUAGGGACUCUGGAAGCUGCUGCCAUGAUGGCUAAGUAGCCAAGGGAUAAACCCCUGAGAUACAGCACCUAAUAUCUCUGUAAGCCUCACCUUAUUGCCAUAGCUAGGACUUCUUGUUUAUUUUUUGAACAAAAAACUUUAAAGCUUGUUUGGAAGCUUAAACCUUUUUUCUCUUUUCUCCACAAACAAGUGAUCUUCAGAACUCCUUGUCUUCACCUGGAUAUCAGUCUGGGACUGGCCACACAGGCAUGACUACAGGAUUCCUUCCACAUUAUGUGAGCAGAUUAGCCACAACCCACGAUGAUUUAGUGGUGAAUUAUGUUGCUUUUUCUUGCAGUUCUUCUAUUAACCAAUUUAAAACAUUAGCCUUUUGUUUCUGUAAAGAGCACCUGCAGACGUUUUAAUUUAAAUCUGUUUGUUGAGCCUCUUACACACAAAAAACAACCCCCAAGCCAAAAAUCCUACUCCAGUCUCUGAGCAGGAAAUCAAGAACCUCUUCCAAGUACAAUGGCUUCAUUCAGCGUUAGCCUGUUAAAGAAAAUAUCAAAGUCCUGCUUUUCUGUUCAUCAAGUUGAUGCUGUAGCCCACUCCUAUAUGAAAAAAUGUAACCAUGUGAGCGGUGAAGGAAGGGAUUGGAUUUUACAUACAGCAGUGAGGCAUUUCCAAAUGAUUGGUCCAAAGUAUUACUAACCUAGAGGUCCAUGUUGGCCUACGGUGUGAAUCAUCAAGGAGAAGUGGAGGUCUCAUGCUCACCCUUCCGUCAUAUUGAUAAUUUGAUUUCUUUGGCUCAAAGUGGAUUAAAGUCUUCAUUACAAAAGGAAAAAAAAACCCUAAAAAAAUGUAUUGCCAUAACUUGUAUUUGAACCUAUUUGGCACUGGCCCUGACUCCAAAGACUGCAUUUAGGACCAUGAAAAUGGCCUAUGCAAGCAGGCAGGCGGUCAUUAGGUUGUAUAUUUUGUAUAUUCUCGGACCAUCCCUACAAGAUGUGUCUAGAAAUGAAACAAAAUAGCGCGUGGUCCACAAAUGGUUGCUGCUCUUUUAUAAUGUAUUAGCCAACUGCCCUUCUUUGACUGUUUUGACUCAUUGACUGUUAAAUAUUUCCCUUAAUUUAUGUUUUGGGAGGUAAAAUUGUACUCUAAGGGGAAAAAAGAGCAAACAAGAAACUCAAUAGAUGUUUUUAAGAGCCGUCACCGGGAUCCUUGGCACUUGAAUUCUCAGCAUUUUGCAACCUUUGGUUCCAGUGAGAGAUUGAAUUUAUUCAAAAGAUGCUGGUUUUCCUCACAGUUUUCACAAAACACUGUGACUGUCAACUGAACACUUUGGGGACAGGGGGGAAAUACGAUGUCUGGCCCAUAUGGCAUGAAAUAUGGACCAAAAUCUAACCAUCUUUUAGGGGCAAUGAUGUAAUAUUCAUGAUAAGAGCAUGAGAGAGAGUGAAAGAAAGUCAGACAGAAAGAGAGAGAAUAAAAAAUUGAAUUUAUUCCAAAGAUUUAGAACUAACUAUACUCUAUAUGUGUAUAUAUAUAUGCUUAUAUAUAUAUAUAUAUAUGUAUACAUUUAAAAAUUGCAGAGCACUGCUUGCUGACAAUCUCGUAUUUCUCUACUUCUGUAUUUGCAUACUUCUUAUGGCCAUUCCACCCAGCUGUUCCACUGGGACUGAGGGCCCUAGAAUCCAAUUUGUGUUGGAACAAAUAGAGCAUCCUGCCAGAUCACAGAAUCACAGAAUGUCCUGAGUUGUAAGGGACCCACAAGGAUCAUCAAGUCCAACUUCUGGCCCUGCGCAGGACAUCCCAAGAAUCCCACCAUGUGCCUGAGAGUGUUGUCCAAAUGCUCCUUGAGCUCUGGCUGGCUUGGGGCUGUGACCACUUACCUGGGGAACCUUUUCUGGUGUCUGACCACCUUCUGGGUGAAGAACUUUUUCCUAAUGUCCAGCCUGAACCUCCCCUGAUACAGCUUCAUCUCAUUCCCUUGGAUCCUGUCACUGGUCACCAGAGAGCAGAGAUUGGUGCUGCCCCUCUGCUGCCCCUCAGGAAGAUGUCUAAUGGGAACUGAAACCUCAGCUGUGUGAAACUGUAGAGCAUCCAGUGAGUGCAUUAGAUAAAAAAAAGUAUAAGAGAAUCCUAGAAUUUCUUUACCAUAGUGUCCUAAAAUUUAUGCUCUCAAAUUCUCUACUAGGAUAUUCAUUGGCUGUGAACCUGCAUAAAUAUCCUCCUUUGCUCUCUGAACACACCUGCCUUUAGGCAUGCUAUCAGUAGUAUCCAAACUUAAUUAUUAAGUGAUGGUUUAAGCACCAGGCUCUAUUUAAAUUAGAAAAAGUCAAGCAAGACUGUUUUUUAGUUCCAGUUGUCAUUUACAGUCUUGUUGUCAUCUUAUUUAAAUAUACCAGAACAAGGGCCCCAAGGGAUAAAAAUGGUGAAAUAUAUCUUUACUUUGUUCAAAAGGCAGGCCUACAUCUAAAUCCUGGAUCCAAAUAGCCUAAAAAACAUAGAAAAAAGGGGUGUAAAAGACAGAUUCCAAAUUUCUCAGGCUUUGUAGCAGGUCUUCAACUCUGAAGCCAAAAUGUGAGCUUUGAAACCACCUCUUAUGUUUGAAAAGGGUGAUAUUUUUCAGCUGUAUAUAUGGUGUACCCAGUCAAUCUCUUGACUUUAGUUUUUGGGUGCUCAUAUGCAAGUGUUGUAGUCAUUAUUAAAAUUCUGAACCAUAACUUUGGUAUUUUAUAGAAGGAGUCUCCAUUUUGGAAAGGCAUAAAGAAUGACACAUUCCAGGACUGGUUUUUUUGCAAUGACAAGUUUUGUUUCUUUGCGGAUAUUUUAAGCUGUACACUUCAAACUUGUGUAGUCUGUCAUAGUUAGUUCCUUUUUGGGCCUGUGUCUCCUUGCUAAAGUUGUACAGUUGUUCUCUCUCUGUAAAUUAUGAGUAGAAUCAGACUAAAGAGGAAAGGCUCUGUGUAAGGCUUCUUGAAAGCAAACCCAUAAAUUUGGUGACAGUUGAGGACAGUUAUCCAGCUGUAGAAAGGAGAAGUUUUACCUUGUUUCCUUCAAUGUGAGAUUUAUGCCUAUUUGCAAAAGAGGAGCCAUUAUAAGAAAAUCAGAUAGUGGUUUCCAAGGUUAUGGAACUAUAGGAUGAAAACAGAUUGACCUAAAAGUCUCCCAAAAUAGUGUACACGGAGGAAGCAACUAAAAUAAAUGUGAGUUUGUGUGAUUAGCUAACUAAUAUUUUGGAUCAGAACAGUCAAUCAUAGUAUCCUGCAUGUGGAAAGGGGCCUCCAGAGGCCAUCUUAGCCAACCUCCAACUUGAGCUGGUUGCUCAUGACUGUAUUCAGCUGAGUUUUAAAUAUCCUCAAGAAUGGAAAUUCUGCAAUCUGUCUGUCCAAGCUGUUCCAAUAUUUAACCACUUUCAUGGUAAAAAAAAAAAUUCCAAAAAUCUGUGUGUCAAGUAGGAAUUUUUCAUGUUCAAACCUGUUUUCAGGCCUCUUCCACUGUGCACCUCCAAGAAGAGUUUGGCUUCUUCUCUACAGUCUUGGUUAGGUAUUUGGAGAUAGCAAUAAAAUCCACACUUACCCUUCUCUUCCUAAGGCUGCAUCAUGUCUCAGCAUCUCUUCAUCCAUCAUGUGUUCCACUGCCUCCAUGGUGAAUCUUUGCUAGGCUUGCUCCCAUAUGUCAAUCAUUUUCAUGACUGAGGAGACCAAGACAGAAUAUUCCAGGCCAAGAUAUGCUUUGUAUGUGACAGUGUUGAUAAAAUAUAUUUAUUCUGGAUUUUUCCAUUAUCUGAGACAACUUAAAGUCAAGAUUCUAUUUUGAAAACUGACCAAUAAAAAUAAUUUAGGAAGCACUCUUAUAAUUAGUUUCCUAAUCAAAUUUGCCAAAUCUGUGCAUAAAAAUAUGCUUAUAAAAAUAGACUUAUGUACCACCAGCUUGAGCCCUGGCUAGCAAGAUUCGGUUUUUCUCAACAUGAUCAUUGAUGGUUCACUUUGAACUAAAAAAUAUAUUGUUUCAUUUGUACUGUAUCAAAUAUGAAGACACAUGAUGCUGUAUUUUGGUCACUUCUUACACUAAAACUGCACUUCAGUGCAUCUUUGUUUGGUUUUCCCCUUAGGAGAUAAAGAGCAACAUAAAAUAUCAGAUAUAUUUUAUAGAGAUUGGUCUAAAAGUGGAUGGCAGAAUCCAGAGUAUUUUUCAUUAUCUCUGAGUUGUUCUUUUUCAGUAGCUAGUACUCAGUCUAGACAAUUACAUUACCUGGCUAAACUAGCAACUGAAGUGAAAUUCUAGAUUCUUUCAGUGUCUUGGACGAGGCAGUCUGAUUUCACUAAACAAAGGGUUAAAUGUUGGAUUUGGUGACCUCCAGAAGUACCUUCCAAUAUUAUUUUUUCUGUAUUUCUAUGAUUUGUUUCACAGCUUUUACUUAUUAAAUGUUUUCUGGUUCUAUUUCUUCAUAGUCUUGUGCUGAUGAAACAGACUGUAGGGCAGAUCUCUAGGUUUUUUCUUGAAUUCUAAGAGUUUCAUCCUUGUUAAACUUUAUAAAGUUUCUUCAUGAGGGAGACCUAGAGAGGAAGAAAUCUUAAAAGAACCCAAAUCCUCAGCAAACCAGUUUGGAGCAAUAUCCUACCUUGAUAUGUGUCACAGCCCGAUAUUAUGGAAACAAGUUUGCUAGACUGGAAGACACAUAUGAUGUCUCAGAAAUGGUUUCCAGGACCUGAAAUCUAAGCCAACAUAUUUCUACAAGGGUGAACAUUUUUUUUUUUUCAUUCAUUCUUAUUUUUCUCACAGGGAAGAAGAAUCUGAAUGCAAGAGGAUCCCUCAGUCCUUGCUUUCAGAAUUGUUUUAACUUCAGGCAUAAAGAAGUUACUAAUCACCAGGGUGUGUAGCUGAAAUGGAGUUGAUCAAUAUGAUUGUUGCAGUGACUGAGUAUAUCUUAGUUGUGACCUUUCUGAUAUCUACAGAAUCAGGCUUUCUCCCUCAUUUUUAUCUGACCCUAGACAGUUUGGGGUUUGUAUCUAAUAUAAAGGUUGCUCCUCUAUUUAACACACUAUUUGUCUGUAUACAAAAGAGGUGGUAAUUGGUACUUUUGGCAAAGCUGAUGAAGUCAAACUUCAUUGUUUCCCUUCCUCUUCUCAUAAUGUAUGUCAAAAUCUUUAGAUUAAAAAAUAAAGAGGAAAAUGUUGUAAAUAAUUUAAUGUUACAAGGCCAGCACUCAGUGGGUCAAGGGCUUUUACUCUUGAUUUCAUUCAGGACUUGGCACAUUCUGUCAUUCCAUCCAGUGAGACUGUUUUUGAGCUUUCAUAUCCUGGGCAAUGCUCUAACCCAGAACUUCUAAACUACUUUUUGCUGAUUUCAUAUAGAAUUGCACUUGUAAAGAUAUUUACAUACCAAGAAAGAAAAACAAUGCUUGACAGUAACUAUUUAACUUUGUCUUGAAAAAACAGAAAUAUUUUUCUCCCAACAUUGACAAGUCUUGCCUGUCUUUCAUUAGCAUUUAAACUACACUUUAAUGAAUGAUCUUUUCCAGAUCAAGCUUGGAUAUUUUUCUUCCUUUUGUCACACUUGAGUCUCUUUUUAUUAAUAGUUUAGGGAUGACUACUGCAGUCUUUCUCUUCCACAGCUCUGCACAGGCUUCAGUGGCAAGAUUUAGCAUUGUGAGGACUGUAGGAUCUGGCCUACCAGGUACUAAGAUCUGUGUUGUAAAGCUGAGAAUUUCCUCCUCCCUUAGAGUCCUCCCUUAGAGGAAGAAGUCUUGAGAAUACUUGUGCUAUAUAAGUUAUAUAUAUAAUGGUAUAGUUGUAUAUAUAAAUUAUAUGCAUAAAAAUGUUGAGAUGGGGAGUAGACUGCCUUUAUCACCUCAAGAAUGAGUUUCCCUACCUGAAAACUUUCAAAUGCAGGCGUCAUUUUAGAAACAGGGUUUUAUAGUUUUCCUUAAUGCUUGUUGAUGGCAUUUUUGGUGUAAUAAUUGAAGUUGGAAUCUGUGAUUUUCAAAAUGAAAGCUUUGAUUACCUUUUAUUUUUAAGUGCUUUGGUCCUAACUUCUGUAUACUGCCAGAAAACAGGUUCUCCACCCUGUCUCUGUGUGGGUGUGGAUGUACAACAGUACACUGUAUAUACCUACACAGAAGAGCAAACUGAGCUACUGACUUACAGUUUGUAGUAGCCAACUGUGCCUAUUGCUUUCAUUUAAGGAGGGCACUUGCUGUUGCCACUGCAUUUUAGGAAUCAUGUCAGCUUCUGUAGGAAAGUUUUCAACAGUGCUGGGAAAUACAUGUUGCUGUGUACUGUGAAUGAGUAGGCUGCAAAUUUGGGGAUUGGGAGGGGAGGUGGGAAGGGAGGGGGAUGAGGGCUUCGCAUGUACACACUAAAGGGAACUAGAAUGGACAGAAACAUGGGAAUUUUAGCCUUUAUUGUUGGGCUCUCGGGGAAAUGAAAAGCUAACAUGCAGUCCCUGGAAGGCCUGAAUGGCUGAAGGGCUGAUCUUUAUGUUUUGCAACAUAUGUUUUACCCAUCACUCUGUAUUUAAAUCCCCAGACCUGUCAGAUUCUGGAAGUAGAUCAAAACACUGGUUUAAACACUACUUUGUUACCAAGGCCGUGUCUCUACCAGGGAAGCUGUCCUACAUUAAAAUCAGUCUAGCUAAAUCACUUUGUAGCUGCACCUGUUAUGUGAUUGCCUGGAUCAAGUUUGCAUUGGCAUCCUAUGCAGUUAAGCUGAAGUGUGAGAAAUGCUUCAACUAAUUAAGAUACCUCUACAGGAAGGUUCUUGCACCAGUUUAAGUACCUGGUUUUGAAAUCACUGCAUAUAAACCAUAAGAGCUUUUCUCUUAGAAACAAGGCCUUAGUUUGGCAUGUCUGCUCAUCUAGUUGAAAAAAUAAUAAUGCAGGCUGAGAUUUUUUUUUUUCUUUUCAAAGUAACCUGUUUUCCCUUUUGUUCUUUGAAACUUUUCUUACUCUCUACCACACAUUAGAUUUUUGUUUGGGGAAAUUUUGUUUAACAACAAAAACAACAAAAUGUAUGAAUGCUCCCUAUUAAAAAAAAAAACAAAAAAAAAAACAAAAACAAAAAAACAAACAACAUUGCUUGAAGGACUUUCAUUUUGCACUAUAAUUUUUCUUUUACCAGAUGUGUCUGACAAGUGCAUUUCGGAGAUGCCCUCGGUCACGUUCUCUCAGGCCUACUCUGGUAUUUCUAAUAUAUCACAGAAGUACCCAAUCUUGUAGCCCUCAGUUCUGCCUUUUUUUGACAUUUUAUUUUUUUUAAGCUUUUUAUAUAUAUAUAUAUAUAUAUAAAUAUAUUACUUUGUCAGUUUUUUUGCUGUACAAAAAGUCUUAAGAUUUAAAAAUAUUAUUUGUAUUAUAUGAUGGUGGUAUGUUAAUGUUACAAAAUUAUUAAUGAAGAAAAAAUUUAUUUUUGUUACUGGUCUGUUUCAUAAUUCUUUUUUAAAUUGGUAUAUUGUAAGAUAUCUAUGCAAAAAUGUUAUGUGACGCAUUUUUAUUUAAGAAUGUAAUAUGUGUAAUAAACUGUAGAAUGUGUUU